Phycodurus eques (leafy seadragon) is the source of this 2680-nucleotide messenger RNA. RefSeq names its product gastrula zinc finger protein XlCGF8.2DB-like. Gene Ontology annotation, biological process: regulation of transcription by RNA polymerase II. Gene Ontology annotation, molecular function: DNA-binding transcription activator activity, RNA polymerase II-specific; RNA polymerase II cis-regulatory region sequence-specific DNA binding. Gene Ontology annotation, cellular component: nucleus. The coding region runs from base 352 to 1509 and encodes 385 amino acids. The transcript is spliced from 2 exons. The record is from RefSeq and is a predicted model, not a curated record. NCBI's taxonomy places the organism in Eukaryota, Metazoa, Chordata, Actinopteri, Syngnathiformes, Syngnathidae.
UAUAUCGUGUCGAAAUCACGUGUUCGUGAGACGAAGUUUGUCCAAGAGGAUUUUCCGUACAUUUCGCCCAGGCCCUUCUUGACGUAACCGCGCUUCGCUAAAUAAUUCAAUCUCGAAUUGUCACCGAACGCACCGAAGCCUCGACGCGCGACGCCCAUCAGUAUUUCGCCUCGACUAAAUCAUCAUUCGUUCAAUCACCGCGCCCGGCUCAAGUCGUCUCGCGCGCGUCCGAGCUUCUCGGCCUAGCUUAGCUUAGCGUGCUAGCUGCUAACAAAGAGACGCGUUUGUGAUCGACACACCGCCAAGCAGAGCUCAGGUGUGAGCGCAAAGCGUUGUGAUCGUCGUGUCGAAAUGUGUGCAAGAAGGACGGCGGACUACGGGGAAGAACGUUGGGGCCCAAAAGAGGAGGACGAGCCGCAACGUCAAAUACUGGACGCUGCUUUUGAAGAACCUCGAUUUGGGUUACGCACAGCAGACAUCAAUGAAGAUCUUUGCCCUGAGCCCCGUCACAUUAAAAAGGAAGUGGAGGACGAAGAGGUCCCCCACAUCAAAGAGGAGGAGGAGGAGGAGGAUAUCACCAAGUUGUCAUUGAUUGGUGUCCUUUUGAAGUGUGAAGAUAAAGGUAAAAGUGAGGAGGACAGAGGGGCGGGGCCUCCAAGCAGCAGCUCAAGUCAGCACAUGACAACAGAAGGUGAUGGAGACCACUGUGGAGGAUCACAAGCAGAUAGCCUCUUAGCCCCACUGUCGGAUGACGACAUAACUUCACAAUCUCCUGACGCUGAUGAUGAACGCUUUCAAGGCGAUAUGACAUGUCACGCUGACGACAAACCCUGGGGAUGUUCUCAGUGUGGGAAAACUUUCACUUAUAAGAGGGGUUUGAGACAACACAUGAGAAUACACACUGGAGAAAAACCUUUUGCCUGCUCAGUUUGUGGUCAAAGAUUCUACAAUAAAACAAACUUGGGAAAUCACACAAGAACACACACUAGGGAGAAACCCUUUCCCUGCUCAGUUUGCGAUCAAAGAUUUUCUCUUAAGACCAACUUGGAAAAUCACACACGAACACACACUGGUGAGAAACCUUUUUCCUGCUCAGUUUGUGGCCAAAGAUUCUCUCAGCAGGGAGCCUUACUAUAUCACUCAAGAACACACACUGGGGUGAAACCCUUUUCCUGCGCAGUUUGUGGUCACAGAUUCUAUAGAAUGGGAGACUUAAAAAUACACACAAGAACACACACCGGGGAGAAACCUUUUUCCUGCUCAGUUUGUGACAAAAGAUUCUCUCGCAAGGGUCACUUACAAACACACAUAAGAACCCACACUGGUGAGAAACCUUUUGCUUGCUCAGUUUGUGGUUAUAGAUCCUCUGAAAAGGGAAAAUUAAGAAGACACACAAAAACCCACACCAGAGAAAAACUUAAUUCCUGCUCAGUUUGUGGCCAAAAAAUCUCAAAAAAGGGUAAACUUAAGAAACACAACUGUGUAGGUGAGAAUCGCGAUGAUCAAUGAAGGUUUCACGUCUCAUCUGAGCAAACUUAAUCAGUUCAUGCACCAAGGAUGAUUGUAAUCUUUGUACCUGGUCCGUUCCUAAAGGUCUCCUGUAGACAAGCGUUGUAACACUCUUGAUCAAACACUUUUAGAAAUGCGUCUGAUAUACAGCAUGCAUACAUCUUCAUCCAGUGUUUUUGUGACGUGCAUAUUAAAUAAACGAAUGAUUGGUUGAAAUACUUUAAACAAAUAUUUGACUUUUAGUGGUAAAGUGUACAGUAUAUGUGAUCGUGAAGAAAACAGACAUCUUGCCAUAUCAUGUAUUACGCAACUAUAUGUCUAUGUUCUGUGUUUGCUUUUAUUAUGCUUUGCUGUCUGCUGCCUGGUCGGCAUUACAAAUGAGAAUAUGUUCUCAGUUGCCUUACCUGGGCAAACAAAGGCUAAAGGUCCCAUGCCAUCAAUUUCUUUUCAUAAUCUUUGAUGCUCAGGAUGCCCUUAAGCCAUUUUACCUGGUCUUUUACACCUGGCAAUUGAGAUGGGUAGAUUUAUCAUUAAUAUUCGAUUUGUAAAUAAUCUUUACUCUGAUGGGAUGGCUGCUAUUCUGUCAUUCUUUUUACGUGGGCCACGUCAUCCGCUCCCAUUCACUUUAAUUGAACCCGCGCGUGACGCUGGCGACAAUAAAUACAAGCUUCGCUAUUACAUCCAGUUAAGUUCUAAAUGAUAUAGUUGAGUAUUGUUGUAAAACACAACUUAUUAUGUAUACUUUAUUUAUAGACUUUGUAUGGCUUGGCGGGAGCAGCGCAUUAAAACCCGGAAAUGACGUGUUGUCGCUCAGCUGAGUUGAAUGGGUGGCUACCAACCAUGACGUGGGGAGGUACUUGAAUAUUCAUUGCCUAAAGUAUGUUACAACGACAGCGAUUUCAAAUCCACCUGUUUCGCAAGCCUUAAGCCGUUGAUUGCCUUUUCCAUUCAGUUGACAAAACUGCAUAGAUGUCAAACUUUAACCAUGUCACAGACUCAUUUUGACCUGUUAUGCAUAAAACAGGCGAACAAAUUGGAUUUUCAUGGCAUUUAAAUGAAAAUAAAAUACUUGACAACUUUUCUAACAGUUUGUUUAUCCUUUGUUUAUCAAGAAAGGAGCUUCAAAGAUGACCAUUGUAUAUUAUCUGUAUAUGGGUGAAUAAAAGUCUCA